Scedosporium apiospermum is the source of this 780-nucleotide messenger RNA. RefSeq lists its product as uncharacterized. Lineage: Eukaryota; Fungi; Ascomycota; Sordariomycetes; Microascales; Microascaceae. The transcript is spliced from 3 exons. The record is from RefSeq and is a predicted model, not a curated record. The coding region runs from base 1 to 780 and encodes 259 amino acids.
AUGACUGCCUUCGCAGGCCCAAGACAUCUGGCGACCGGAGUCGAUACCUUGACGGCGGAGGACUUCGAAACUGCAUCUAUCCGCUCCGCAGCGCCGUCGUAUGUCUCUGAAGCUCCCUCCUACCAUUCUACCGUGCCAAUAACCGAGAGCGCCCCUCCAUACUCGGCGGCGGUAGCCGAUUCCUCCCGCAAUCUCACUAGCUCCCACCAUGGAGCCACCUCCAACCACCAACCCCAGCGCCGGGGUCUUCCCCCCGUACCGACGACACCCCUGCCGAUGCCGAGCCUAAACGCCUUCAGCAUCCCGACCUGGUCUACCUUCUCUGCCAACCCCACGACCCGCCACUACCACAGCGUGGCCCAACGCCGCGUCGCCGCCGCCAACUCCCGCGUCGGAUCCUCCAUCAACCGCCAGUUCAUGCUUGACCGCGUCACCGAGGAGCUGCAGCAUGAGUCGCACGCCAGACCCGGCUCCGGCAUGAGCAGGACCAACAGCGGAAGCGGCCUGAGCGGCGUUGAGAGUUUCUUCCGUAGCAGCGACGGCCGGCCGCAUGAGGAUCCGAAUCUAGUAGGCGAGGAGGCUGCGAGGACGGCGAGGGCUGAGAGGCUGGCGAGAGAGAGGGAGGCGGCGCUUAUUGGCGAGAGUCGGCGUUGGGAUUUGUACCUCUCUCAAAUGAAUGAUUGGCAACAACGCGAAAGGUCCUGGUCCCGGUUCCGAAGGCCAAUGGACAGGGACGAGCGCAAGGGCUUCAUGAGGCGCAUCAGUGGUCGUCUUUUCUAA